Messenger RNA from Didymodactylos carnosus, 417 nucleotides. Lineage: Eukaryota; Metazoa; Rotifera; Eurotatoria; Philodinida; Philodinidae. The record is from the annotation of a GenBank genome assembly.
AUGUUGUGCGACGAUUUUGAAAAAAAACAAAGCAUAUCACCUAUAGAAUUGAAACCAUUAUUUGAUGAUAUUGUUCUUGAAUUGAAACCAUUAUUUGAUGAUAUUGUUCUUGAAUUGAAUGACAACCCAGCUAUAAAUAAUCGCUGCCAAAUAGUUCAUGCAUUGAAAAGUGUACGCGGUUUAACAAUGAUUGGUCCGUUGAUUGCAGACCAUGAGCUUUAUCAUAUUUUACGGAACACAUUAAGUGAUAUAUUGAAUAAAUGGCGGCAUAAAAACAACAGCUUAAGUGACCAAAACGAAUAUUUAUUCGCGCAAAUUAGUGAUCUAUUUUUAAAAAUGAUCAAUCACCUGAAACAUACAAAUGGAUCACCAUUAUCGACAUUUAAAACAUGGUUAUUGAAUGAGAUUUUUAUGUAA